CCCUGCCCGCGUGUGCACGACGUCACCGCGUGUGUUGAUGUUCGGUUCCCUAGUCCCAGUCUUGGUCGUGGCGGGAAACUGACAGACUGCUGGCGGCCGGGUUUUAUUAGUCAUUUCUCAAAAGUCAGUCUGCAUCAUGGAAGUGGAAAUGAAAGAGACUGGUGCCAGCGAGACGGAGGAGAGGCAGCCAAAGAAGGACUCGGCAAGCUCGGCGGCCGGGAAAGGGACGAGCGGCGCAUAUGAAAUGCCAUGGGUGGAAAAAUACAGACCAUUAAAGCUGAACGAAAUAGUGGGGAAUGAAGAGACAGUCAGCAGGCUAGCGGUGUUUGCAAGAGAAGGCAAUGUACCUAACAUUAUCAUUGCAGGUCCUCCAGGCACUGGUAAGACGACCAGUAUCUUGUGUCUGGCCCGGGCGCUGCUGGGUCCUGCCAUGAAGGAUGCGGUUCUGGAACUCAAUGCCUCCAAUGACAGAGGUAUUGACGUUGUAAGAAACAAAAUCAAGAUGUUUGCCCAGCAGAAGGUGACGCUGCCGAAAGGGCGACACAAGAUCAUCAUCCUGGAUGAAGCGGACAGCAUGACAGAUGGAGCCCAGCAAGCCCUCAGGAGAACAAUGGAGAUCUACUCUAAAACAACCCGCUUUGCAUUAGCCUGUAAUGCCUCGGACAAGAUCAUAGAGCCAAUCCAGUCCCGCUGCGCAGUGCUGCGCUACACCAAGCUGACAGACGCGCAGGUCCUGGCCCGGCUCAUGGAGGUUGUAGAGAAGGAGAAGGUGCAGAGCACUGAUGAUGGGCUGGAGGCCGUCAUCUUCACAGCGCAGGGGGACAUGAGACAGGCAUUGAACAAUUUGCAGUCUACAAAUUCUGGAUUUGGCUAUGUCAACAGUGACAAUGUGUUUAAGGUCUGUGAUGAGCCUCACCCCCUACUCGUGAAAGAGAUGAUUCAACACUGUGUGAAUGCUAAUAUCGACGAGGCUUACAAGAUUCUUGCCCAUCUUUGGAAGCUGGGUUACUCCCCCGAAGAUAUCAUCGGAAACAUUUUCAGAGUUUGCAAAACCUUCCAGAUGCCCGAAUACCUUAAACUGGAGUUCAUCAAGGAGAUCGGCUACACCCAUAUGAGGGUGGCUGAAGGGGUGAACUCUCUGCUGCAGAUGGCUGGACUCCUGGGAAGACUCUGUGCAAAGACAGCCUCCCCUGCAGCCAGCUAAACCAACCUUCCAUCGAGUGCAGAGUCUACAGCAUGCCCUGCCCCUCCCUGGGGUACAGCCAGACACAUCCCUCCCUACAUUUACAUGGCAAAAAUGUUCCAAAUAUGAGUAGUCCAAGCAAUCGGUUCACAUGCAAGUGCAAGUUAAUAAACUUUUUUUUUUUAUUUUGCAUACAGUACUAGCUUUGGGCAAUUGCCUUUACAAGCAUCUACUCAGAAAAAAUGUAUUAAUGUUAUUUUGAAGACUAGGGGACUAGCUAUCAUAUCUCUGUUUGGAACACUGGUAGUCCGAGUCAGUCAAUAUUGUUUGAAAGUAUGCAUGGUGUUUUGUUUUAGCAUUUUUUUCUAAAUGCUGCGGAUGUAGGUCACGUUCACUUACCGUUUCAUGAUACUGUCUCCUGUAAAGCGUUGCCAGGGAGGUUUGUACGAUAACGACACACUUCGGAGCAUUCUGAAUAUUACGUGCAUGGAAAUGUAGUGGUUAAGGCCAGCCUGGUGUUUUCAAAACAGAUUAGAUACACUGAACCUAGAUGUUUUGAGUAUUUCCACGGUGAGAGAAUUGAACAGAAAUACUGUGUAUGCUUUGGGGGCCCACCACUUCUUCCAUGCGACAAUGGUUUUUUUCUCAUUGUACAGGGUGAUUAGAAAAUAAGUUUACCACAUGAACACACCAUAUCAUUGAUGUGGUAAACUUACUUUAUAAUCACCCUGUUUAUUAAUUUGGGGAGGGGGUAUAAUAUAUAUAUAUAUAUAUAUAUAUAUAUAUAUAUAUAUAUAUAUAUAUAUAUAUAGGCACUGCUGGUUGUGAUGAAUUUCCUGAGUGAUUUUAUUCAAUCGUUUAUCCCAUUUUCUUUUUGUUGUAAAUAGCUUAUCUUUUGUAAUAAAGAAACAGUUUCAUCAUAAAA
Molecule: messenger RNA, 2108 nt
Organism: Acipenser ruthenus (sterlet)
Lineage: Eukaryota; Metazoa; Chordata; Actinopteri; Acipenseriformes; Acipenseridae
Product: replication factor C subunit 2
Exons: 11
Coding region: 137-1204 (355 amino acids)
Biological process (GO): DNA repair; DNA-templated DNA replication
Cellular component (GO): DNA replication factor C complex; nucleus
Molecular function (GO): DNA clamp loader activity; ATP hydrolysis activity; ATP binding
Source: RefSeq, a predicted model, not a curated record